CUUGUAGCUUGCUUCUGGAAGUGAAUGUCCUUAGAUUCUCUUAUAACAGUCUCUUCUUUACAACGGAUUCUGUUAUUUAUUUAUUUGGGGCAUGUGAUUCUUUCUUGCGAAAUAUGGUCAUUGUGUAUUAUGCUUUGCCUGUAACAUAAUUAUGGAGAUCUUUGUGCUUCUUCAAUUUUGCACUCCUGAGAUGCCUUCUAGUUCUACAGAAUAAUAUCCAUUUUCUUGUAGUAGUUGAUUAUUUUUCUCCUUUGUAAGUAUUUAUUUGUUAUUGUUGAUUUACAGUUCUUUUGUUUAAUUGACAGUCCAUGUGUGAGAUAUUUUUCUAUCCAUAUAUUGCCUUUUUCACAUACAGCCUAAUGAUAACCUUGUUCCAGAAUGGCAACCUACCAAAAAUUGCAAUCACGAUCAAGGAAAUGUCUGCUCCUGUUAUUGAGGGUAACGAUCAAGUCACUGGCCACAUCAUUUCCACCACAAUUGGAGGCAAAAAUGGUGAACCAAAACAGACCAUCAGUUACAUGGCAGAACGGGUUGUUGGCACCGGCUCAUUUGGAAUUGUUUUUCAGGCAAAAUGCUUGGAAACUGGUGAGAGCGUGGCAAUAAAGAAAGUCUUGCAAGACAGGCGGUAUAAAAACCGUGAGCUGCAAUUGAUGCGUUUAAUGGAUCAUCCGAAUGUGGUGUCUCUGAAGCACUGUUUUUUCUCCACUACAACUAAAGAUGAGCUUUUUUUAAAUUUGGUUAUGGAGUAUGUUCCUGAGACUAUGUACUGGGUUCUCAGGCACUACAGCAGUAUGAACCAAAGAAUGCCCCUUCUCUAUGUGAAACUCUAUACAUAUCAAAUUUUCAGAGGGCUGGCAUAUAUCCAUGCUGUUCCAGGGGUUUGCCAUAGAGAUGUGAAGCCUCAAAAUCUUUUGGUUGAUCCUCUUACCCAUCAGGUUAAGCUUUGUGAUUUUGGGAGUGCAAAAGUCCUGGUAAGAGGUGAAGCUAACAUAUCGUAUAUAUGUUCUCGUUACUACCGGGCUCCAGAACUUAUUUUUGGGGCUACAGAGUAUACCAUGUCAAUUGAUAUUUGGUCUGCUGGUUGUGUGCUUGCCGAGCUUCUUUUGGGCCAGCCUUUGUUUCCAGGAGAAAAUGCAGUUGACCAACUUGUAGAGAUUAUCAAGGUUCUUGGUACUCCAACGCGAGAGGAAAUUCGAUGCAUGAAUCCCAACUAUACAGAUUUCAGAUUCCCUCAGGUUAAAGGCCACCCGUGGCAUAAGGUUUUCCACAAGCGUAUGCCUCCUGAAGCAAUUGACCUUGCAUCACGCCUUCUUCAGUAUUCACCAAGUCUUCGAUGUACUGCACUGGAAGCAUUAGCACAUCCUUUCUUUGAUGAACUCCGAGAGCCUAAUGCUCGCCUUCCAAAUAACCGCCCUUUACCCCCACUUUUCAACUUUAAACAAGAAUUAGCUGGAGCUUCCCCUGAGCUAAUCAACAGGCUGAUUCCCGAGCAUGUGAGGUGGGAGGUAGGUCUUGGUUCUGCUGGUACGUAAAUAAUAAUAAGAUACAAUACAAGGAAUCAACACUUCUAUUAAUGGAUGGAUUCAAAGUGAAGGAUGGACCUCCUGGAAACUAAACCAAGCUCUCUGGCCAAUUAAGUGGAUUUCUUGGUUUUUUUGGGGCUUAACAUGGAAGUUGGCGGUUAUCUGUCUACAUUGUGAUUUCAGCUGUAACAUACCAUUCCCCUGCUUUUGUUUGUUGUUAUGGUCAGUAAAAUUCAAAAAGGUUAUGGAAUCCACGUCUAGCUAGGUAAAGGGCAAAGGCUGAAGGAGUUCUGGUAGUUUGGCUUGUUUCUUAAACGUUGUGCUAUUUUUAUUUGUUUGUUGAAGCAUGUGGACAUAAACUAGAUUUUAUCAAUUUAUUCUCCUUUUUGUGUUUUUUUUUUGGGUCUAUCGAGUUAUUAGUGCAAUCUGAGUUUUGUUUGGAACCUUAUAAAUGGCAAGUUGCUGGAUUGUGUUUGGCACUG
This is a messenger RNA of Durio zibethinus, 2005 nucleotides long. Lineage: Eukaryota; Viridiplantae; Streptophyta; Magnoliopsida; Malvales; Malvaceae. The record is from RefSeq and is a predicted model, not a curated record.